GAUGCAGCUAACUAAUUGGAGCUCACGCUACACGCUACAUGCGAAAUUAUCUAACAACAACUAUCUGAUAAGCACUAUCUCAAUACCUAGGUAUACAACCAAACAGUACCCAUUCGAGAUGUGCGGUUUUCACUGCCAGUCAACCACAGCUCGUCUCCGGAUGGCUUGCCGCUGGUCUUUGCCCAAGUAGUUGCUGGACUCUAUUCUUCUUUUUCUUCUUCUUUAAUUUCUUUCCCCUGUCUCUUUUCUUUCGCCGAUCUUUUAGAUUUUGCCGGCUUAGAAUUUUGUUCCCGAUUUUGCUAGUCGGUUUCUUUUCAAACUUCUUGUAGUCAAUUUUGUUUCCAUCAAACUACUCCCUCCCAUUUCUAUCUAUCUAUACUUCUCUUAUAUACUUUCUCUUAUAAGCAUGAAUAUUGUCAAAGGGUAGAAUGAUCUACUAAAAAAUGUUCGUGUCUACUCAUGCUCUAGCUGAUUGUACUCCGUGCAUGUUUAAUCAAGGUUGUAGUCGUUAUACGGCAAAUAAGGGGCCAAGGAAGUCAGCUCUGCCGUUAAGCCCCUGCUAUGUCUUCCUUUCCUUAAGCCCUCCUUCCUCCCGUCCGUCCCUCUUCUUUUCCGUUCACAGAGUUCUGCGCCCAACCAUGGUUGUCAACAAAGUCCUGCGCCCAAGUACCCAACCAUGGUUGUCAACUCGUCAUUUGGAUACUCACAGGCCCUGGAUACUCGAGAGUCAUGGCCUGCCCACCUAAAACUAUUUGGCACAUGGUAUUGAACAGAUUUUUGGAUUUCUUCACGCCAUUUUGUAAAGGGGAGGCCAGGUGGCUGACUUCAUCUAAUAGUUUCAGGUGGUGCAGCACCAGGUAGUGAGAUUGAAGAUUUCUUGAGGGUCACCUCUUGUGCAUUUGUGGUAAAGGAUAUGGUAUCGCAGUGAAUAUGAUGAACGUCAAGGGGCUUGCUAAUCUGAAGAAGAAAAAACCCUCCAAGGCCCCGAGGGGGACGGAUGCUGGUGUCCCAAAACCCGCCGGUGACUUCUUCAAGAAGCCGGAGGGGCCAUCGGCGGCCCCAAAUGCUGAAGCAGCUGCCGCUGCCAAGAGGAAAGGCACGGGCAAGGCUCCCGAGAGCAAAAAGCCCAAGACCGGGGAUGCCGGGAAGAAAAAACCCCCGGUGGUCAUUGUUGAUGAUUGCCCCGCCUCCGGGGUGCACGAGGAGAUGCCGGUGGCGAAGGUGCCGGGGGGUGUCCGGGAGCCAUCUUCCGAGGUCCUGACGGUCUCCCUCCCGGUUGGUACGGCCGUGAUGAAUGGCACGGCUGACCCGAGGGCGCUUCUGAGAGGUAUAACCCUCGAGAUCGAUAGGGUAGCCCUCGGGGCUGAUGAUGAUCAAGCCCUCGAGGACAGGAUCCUCCGGUCUUCCCUCACGACCUGCUUUGCCCUCGGAGCGCAGGCCCGGCGGCUAGAAGAGUGGCGCCUUCGCAAGGCCGAGCAGGACGCCAAGAUGCGGGAGCUCGUCCACCAGAAUUCCGAUGUCGUCCGGCAGAUGGCUAUGCUGGAGGAGAGCAUUCGGUAGAUGACCCUGCGGGCGGAGACCGCAGAUCGGGGCAGGGCAGAGGCUGAAAGGUCCGCAGCUGAGGCCCUGGAGAGAGCUGCCACGGAGGCCGAGGCUGUCAAGAUGGAGGCCGAGACCGCUAAGGUGGAGGCCGUCGAGAGAGCCCGAGGGGACGCCAUCUCUGGGUUCUUGGCAGGGGGUGGCGAGCUGAGGAGCACAAGCAAUGGCUGUCCUCGGUCAUCGAGUCCUCGGUCGACGAGUGGUGCGACGGGCCUGGAGUGGAGUGGGUUUCCCGAAAGGGUAAACAAUAUUAUGAUGGGGGCGAGUUUUUCACCCAAGCCCUCAUCUACCGGAGGAUGGCUCGCCACUUGAAGAUUGAGCCAAAGGAUUUCGACCCGGCGGCAUACGGGCUUCCCCCCUGCAGCCAGACGUCCGUGUCCCUCUCCCCUCCGAUGUCGAGAGGCCAGACCUGGAGGACACCGAGCUCAUGAAGGAAGCCGAAGGUGACGAACCUGAGGACGGCACAGAGGUCACUUCGAAGCCUGCGGAGGGGACGGCCCCCGGGAAUGUUAAUAUGUAAUUUCUUAAUUUAACAUGUUUUGAACAAUCCCUCUGUAAUGAAUGUUUGAAUGCCCUCGGCCUUCGGCCCUUUGUAAGUUUGAAUUUGUUUUCUUUGAUGAAUGAAUACACGCCUUCGGGUUUUGGUACCUAACUUGUCC
Messenger RNA from Cuscuta europaea, 2258 nucleotides. The record is from the annotation of a GenBank genome assembly. Lineage: Eukaryota; Viridiplantae; Streptophyta; Magnoliopsida; Solanales; Convolvulaceae.